UCACGUGAUCUUACCGGGCGCGUGCUGCGGCCGCUGUCAAAAAAAAAAAAAAAAAUCCAGCAGUUUGUAAAUUUUUCCCCAAGAUGGCGGAGCUCGGAAUGCGAGAGGAGCUCAGGUCUGCAGCCCCUAACAGGAAGCUGGACAGCUCUUUUGGAGAACCUGCAUUUGCUUCCCCCAGCAAAGAUGAACAGCAGCUCCUGGCAGUGCCGUUUUGUGGAAGUAUCCGAGGUGGGAUGCGACCCGGGAAGAAAAUCACCAUCAUGGGCAUUGUGGAUCCAGAACCAGAUGGUUUUGACAUCAGUCUGACGUGUGGGUGUGACGACGUGGCGCUGGAGGUCAGCGCGAGGUUCGAGGAUCGCCAGCUGCUGAGGAACGCGCACGUCUCGGGCUCGUGGGGGGAGGAAGAGAUGGCCAUCCCCUUCUUUCCGUUCCUCGCAGGACAGCCGUUCAGGCUGGAGAUUCACUGCGAGCACCAGAGUUUCCGCGUGUUGCUGGACGGUCAGCCGCUGUUCGAUUUCUGUCACCGCGUGCGUUCGCUGACGUCCAUCGACACCAUCCAGAUCAGCGGCAGCCUGAGCCUCACCAAACUGAACUGAGUUGGAGACGAUCAGCCGCUCACGCCAGCCGGACUCUGUGUGUCUCUUAACACCGAGCUGGAGUGGACCUCUCGGCAAGAACGUUUCUGCGAACACAGAGUUUGAUCGCAAGAGACCAGUGUCUCUCAGUGAAAGGACUGGAGUCAUCACUGUCUUCUCAUUUGCUGUGUUUGAACUUUUGAAGUUGCGGCUGUUAAUAUGAAUCGCUUGCACACACCAGCACGGGUACCUGUAGUUAAUCUAGCCCCCCCCCCCCCCCCCUUUAUAUGUUUUAUACUCGUUAUUCAGUGCUGACACUGAAGAGAACAGGAUGUAGGUGUUAGUGUGGUGGAGAAGACACCUGGACUGGGUAUUUUCCGGACUACCCUUAACACGCCGCUAACACUAGCCAUGUGGUAAAGCCCACGGACGUGCUAGUGGAAUUUAGCGUCGUCAUGGCCACAACGAAAUAAAAUCUCCUUUAUAAAGUGAGUAUUUAUUUAAGCUUGAUAGAAGGAUUAAGAUCAGGACUGUUGGGCUUAACUACAGCAGCACUAACGCUGAACUACAAUACACCACACUAGUAGACCAGCAGGGGGCGCAGUUUGUAACGUUUAGACAAGGCCUGUUGCCUCUGGAAUGGACACAUUUCUUCCACCCUCAUUGUUAAAAGUAAAUAUCCCUUGUGGAUUUUUUUUUUUUUUUAAGGAAAAUGGCUGGGGCUGAGCUAAUUUCUGGUCUAGAAUCGUGUAAAGAAAAACCUAAGAUGAAAAACUAAAAAAAAAAUGAAGCGCAAAAAGCACAGCAUGGUAAUACGUGGCAACAAUUUACUAUAUAUUUCUUUUCCAAAAGUGCCUUUGAAGUUUUACGACUGUUUCAAUGUUACAAACUGCACCUUUAAAAGAAUAAUUUGUCCAGAACUAAAAUCGACCCCAGUUUUAUUCCAUUACCCUGAAUAUAGUCGAUCAGCCAAGGCAUGUUUUAGGAUUAGAAUUUUUUCUCUUUAGAUUUGGACUCGAGCCGUGAGGCUAAUAUGGGCAGCAGUUUAUCAUCAUGAACAAAGUUGCACAUGGCUGCUUUAAAACCAUCCGCUUAGAGUCUUAAAUGUCAAAGGUUCUGACAGGUAGGUCAGCGAAUCUCAACAGUGACUUUGUGUAACUGGAAUUAAAUACACGUAUACAAUCAGAGCAAAAAUGAGAAAGACUUUACAGUGUACUGUACUGUUCAGGCAUGCGGGAAUAACCUCAUCCAGAGCACGGUGAGCGUUCCAGACUGAAAGCGAUAAUAAUAAUAAUAAUAAUAAUAAUAAUAAUAAUAAUGAGUAGAAGCUCAGGAACACGGCAGAGCGCUGAUGUAAAUGUGGAACUAAACGAAUCUAAUAUAUGGCGGUGUUUUGUCAGACAUUCCAACUACAGAAUACAGAGGUGUAUAUAAAAUGAAAAUAUUGAUCAAACGAAGGCAUUUCAUUGUAAAGCAUUUUGUGUGAUUUUUGUUUUGAAUACUUCUGUUCUCAUUUUUGUUUAUUUCAUAAUCUCUACGCAAUUAAAGCCUUGUCCUGCUCAUGAA
This is a messenger RNA of Ictalurus punctatus (channel catfish), 2141 nucleotides long. It is a transcript of the gene lgalsla, whose product is annotated as lectin, galactoside-binding-like a. Gene Ontology annotation, molecular function: carbohydrate binding. The record is from RefSeq and is a predicted model, not a curated record. NCBI's taxonomy places the organism in Eukaryota, Metazoa, Chordata, Actinopteri, Siluriformes, Ictaluridae. The transcript is spliced from 5 exons. The coding region runs from base 84 to 596 and encodes 170 amino acids.